GCGGCCGGCCACCCCCGGCAAUGGUGCGGUGCGGGGCGGGAGGCGGGCGGGCCGGCGGGGCAGCCGGCGCUGUCCCCUAGCGCGGCCGCUCCACGCGGGCCGGCAGCAGGCUACUCCCCACCCUUUUUUUUUUUUUUCCCCUCUCUCCUCCCUCCUUUCUUCUUUCUUUUUAAGGGAGCGGAGAAAAGUCAAGCUUCAUCUUAAUGUUGCUGCGGGAGUCUCAGUAAAUGUCCAUCUGUCUGAUGCGGGUGAUGCAAAGGACAUUUUUUAAAAGGAGCCUUUUAACUCCAUAGACACAUAGGGACCCCUUCACGGGCAGGGGCAGGCACAGGCACACACGCGUGAGGAGGAGGAGGCGGAGGAGGAGGAGGAAGAAGAAGAAGAAGAAGAAGCAACAACUUUUCGAUCGCUGCUUUUAAAAGGGAGAAGCCCUUCCCUGGCCGGGACUUGCCUUCUGCCUCCUCAACCAGCUGCUAAAAGUAUGUUUCUGAGGCGGACUGUACUUCAGGGAACUUCUAUUUUCUGCUCGGCAGCUGUAGAGGAGCAGCAGCGAAGUUUGGAGUAACACCAAGUGAUGCGGGAAAAACACCCCGAGAGCAGAAAACCCUCCUGCAGACACAACCCCUGCUGCUGCACACAGGUUGAUCAUGGUUGCCGCGACCCGCUCCCUCCUGGCGCUGCUGCUCUGCCAGGUGCUGCUGGGCGGCGCGGCCGGCCUCAUGCCGGAGGUGGGCCGGCGGCGCUUCAGCGAGCCGGGCCGCGCCGCCUCGGCCGCGCAGCGCCCCGAGGACCUCCUCAGCGAGUUCGAGCUGCGCCUGCUCCACAUGUUCGGGCUGAAGCGGCGGCCCAGCCCCGGCAAGGACGUCGUCAUCCCUCCCUACAUGCUGGACCUCUACCGCCUGCACGCGGGCCAGCAGCUGGGGCAGCCGCCCGCCCUCGGCUACCCGCUGGAGAGGGCCGCCAGCCGCGCCAACACCGUCCGCAGCUUCCACCACGAAGAAGUUUUGGAAGAACUGCCAGAAACAAGUGGGAAAACAGCACGGCGUUUCUUCUUUAAUUUAACUUCCAUCCCUAAUGAGGAGUCUAUCACCUCAGCUGAACUCCAGAUUUUUCGGAAACAGGUGCACGGAGCCUUUGAGAACAACAGCAGCUACCAUCACCGUAUUAAUAUUUAUGAAAUUAUAAAGCCAGCCACAGCCACCUCUAAGGACCCUGUCACAAGACUUUUGGACACCAGGUUGGUGCAUCAUAAUGCAAGUAAAUGGGAAAGUUUUGAUGUAACACCAGCUGUUUUGAGGUGGAUUGCACAUGGACAACCUAAUCAUGGGUUUGUGGUAGAGGUGGUUCACUUGGACAAAGAGAACAGUGCCUCCAAGAGGCACGUUAGGAUUAGCAGGUCUUUACAUCAGGAUGAAGAUAGCUGGUCUCAGCUCAGGCCAUUAUUAGUAACGUUUGGGCAUGAUGGCAAGGGACACCCGCUUCAUAAAAGAGAAAAGCGUCAAGCAAAACACAAACAGCGUAAACGCCACAAAUACAGUUGCAAAAGGCAUCCGUUAUAUGUGGACUUCAAUGAUGUGGGGUGGAAUGACUGGAUUGUUGCCCCACCGGGGUAUAGUGCCUUUUACUGCCAUGGGGAAUGUCCUUUUCCACUGGCAGAUCAUCUAAACUCAACAAACCAUGCCAUUGUUCAGACUUUGGUCAAUUCAGUGAAUUCCAAAAUCCCCAAGGCUUGCUGUGUGCCGACAGAACUGAGUGCUAUUUCCAUGCUCUACCUUGAUGAAAAUGAAAAAGUUGUAUUAAAGAACUAUCAAGAUAUGGUUGUGGAGGGUUGUGGGUGCCGCUAACACAGCAAAUAUAUUAGACAAAAAAAAAAAAAAAAAAAAAGCUGACACUUUAAUAUUUCCCAAUGAAGACUUUAUUUAUGUAAUGAAAUGGAAAGAAAAAAAAACACAACUAUUUUGAAAAUAUAUUUAUGUCUACGAAAAAAAGUUGGGAAAACAAAUAUUUUAAUCAGAGAAUUAUUCCUUUAAAGAUUUUAAAUGUAUUUUAGUUGUACAUUUUAUAUGGGUUUAACCCCAGCACAUGAAGUAUAAUGGUCAGAUUCUUAUUUUGUAUUUAUUUACUAUUAUAACCACUUUUUAGAAGAAUAGCUAAUUUGUAUUUAUAUGUAAUCAAAAAGAAAAAAAAUAUAGGGUUUGUACAUAAUUUUCCAAAAUUGUAGCUGUUUCAAUUGUGUGUAUUUAAGUUGAAAAGAAUACAUGGAAGGUUACUAUGGCAAAGUGCAUAGCACAUUUGCUUUCUCCUGUGCUACUGUUAAGGUCACAAGUUCAAGUCCAGAAAAAAGUGGAUAAUCCACUCUGCUGACUUUCAAGAUUAUUAUAUUGUACAAUUCUCAGGAAUGCUGCAGGGUGGGCUGUCCAGUCCAUGAGAACUGGCAUCCUCUUUAGGUGAAACAUUUGGAUAAGAACCAGACGUUGCUGAUCUAGUAUAAAUACUGCUAUUCCCAACUAAUUUGCAGCGUGAAUAUUAGAAGGGCCAAUAGAAAUCCUCUGGGAGGUGGGGGUGGGGGAAGACUGAAUCCUUUCUAGACCUACAGAAAAGUGAAUGUUUGAUGUUUCCUUUAAAAGUCCUUCUUUUAAAAGUCCUGGCCAAAUAUAAAAUAAUAAAAACUAAAAUGUCAUCCUUUUUUUUUUUUUUUUGUGAUUAUGUAUGCUAAAGAGGAAUACUUACCUUAUUUGUACUGGCCCUUGUCUUUAACAGUUGGAAAAGCAUUGCAUACUUCCUCACCUCAGAUGUGAGCUCACUUCUGUGGAGUGUUAUAGUGAAAUUAAUCUUCAAUUUUUGCCCUACAUGCAGCAAGCUGUUGUCAUAUGCAGCCUCUUAUCUAACCUCAGCUGAUGGUUUUGCUGUUUUGCAGAUUAGCUUGUCUUCCUUUCCAGGGUUUUGUGUUUGAAAGCUUUUUAUUUUUUUCUUCCCAAAUGUUUAAAUCUAUUUCAGAUAAUAAAUCAUAGAAUUCUGGUAUUUAUUUCUGAAAAGUCCAGUCUGUAAGAAAAAAAUGGUUCAUUUGUGCAGUCAUCACAAGGGUAACUUGUGCUUACAUCUUCUUACUUUUUAAAUCCUUCAUGUAAGGGGCAAAAGCAUGAUUUGCAGUUGGCAAAUGCAGUAUUAAAGCUAAUACUUAUUGUGCCUGUUGUGUGUUAAAAGACUGGAAUGGCAGUCAGGUUACUAGCUGUAGAACCUGGGAUGAGCAUGCAGAGGCUGGGUUGCUUGUUGUGUGAAAGUUGUGCUGAAACAAUAGAGCAGGAAAGUAGCUUAAAUUGGCUUCUCGGUGAUCAGCUGCAAAGCACACUGAAGCUGGGAACAGAAUGAAAUUGUGUUAGGCUGCUAGUGGUAAGUUCCUGCCUAUUUCAGGAGCUCUCUGCUGUAUUUAGUGGAUAUAUAAUGACUGUGCUGAUACCUCCAGAGAUGUCAGAACCCCCUCGUUCUCUGUUGUGGAUCCGUUUCUGGAUUUGGUGAACUGAGGCAGUGCUUCCUAAAGCCAUGUGUACAGUUGGCCCAUUAGAGACCUCUCUGAGUCAACUCUGGGGAUCUCUGAUUUGGGCCUCCUACUAGCCUAACUUUUUAUUAACAGAAACCUCCUCUUUCUCAUGGCCCUCCCCAAACUCCUUUUUUACCAGAAUCAUCUGUGUUACAGCGGAGGUA
This is a messenger RNA of Aquila chrysaetos chrysaetos, 3702 nucleotides long. It is a transcript of the gene BMP2, whose product is annotated as bone morphogenetic protein 2. Gene Ontology annotation, biological process: negative regulation of transcription by RNA polymerase II; BMP signaling pathway; SMAD protein signal transduction. The coding region runs from base 648 to 1844 and encodes 398 amino acids. The transcript has 3 exons. Gene Ontology annotation, cellular component: extracellular region. The record is from RefSeq and is a predicted model, not a curated record. NCBI's taxonomy places the organism in Eukaryota, Metazoa, Chordata, Aves, Accipitriformes, Accipitridae. Gene Ontology annotation, molecular function: BMP receptor binding; growth factor activity; cytokine activity.